Messenger RNA from Cucurbita pepo subsp. pepo (vegetable marrow), 1665 nucleotides. The record is from RefSeq and is a predicted model, not a curated record. NCBI's taxonomy places the organism in Eukaryota, Viridiplantae, Streptophyta, Magnoliopsida, Cucurbitales, Cucurbitaceae.
UUACAAAAAGAAGAACAUCAUCGUUGGUAUAGUUCAGAAUCUGUCACAAAGGGAGCUUUCCACUCUGUUUCUUAACUCAAAUCUCGCUUACUUCCAUCAUUUUCUGUAAAUUUAAUGACUCCAACCAAGCAACACAACAGACAAAUGAUACACACACACCGCCAUUUUCAUCUCAAGAUCUUCCCUUUACUUGCAGAGAUCUCCAGGUUUUAGUCCGCCGGAGUUUGUGUCCAAAUGGGUAAGGCUGGAAAAUGGCUCAAGAAAUUCCUCUCCGGCAAGAAGUUCCAUAAAGAACAUUCCCAAAUCGCCAAUCCGAUUUCUCCCAUUUCCUCUGAAAACCCCACCACUCCGAUUUCGACUCCUAAAGAUAAGAAACGAUGGAGUUUCCGGCGAGGCUCGCCGACCAAGGAAGUGAGUCCACCGGAGCUGAAUGUUUCCACCGUAACAACCCCACCGGCGACCACUACCUUCGACAUGGAAAAGGAACAGGAAAAACACACAAUGGCGUUGGCGGCUGCGACGGCCGUCGCAGUCGCCGCCGCUCAAGCUGCCGCUGCCGUGAUUCGUCUGACCGCAGCUUCAAAUGGGAAAGCCACUGCAAUUGAAGAAGCUGCUGCAGUUAAAAUCCAAUCUGUUUUCAGAUCUUAUCUGGCGAGAAAGGCUCUGUAUGCAUUGAAAGGAUUGGUGAAAUUACAAGCGAUGGUCAGAGGCCAUUUAGUAAGAAAAAGAGCCACCGAUACUCUGCGGUGUAUGCAAGCUUUAGUGACGGCGCAGGACAGAGCACGAACACAGAGGAUCAAAAUGGCUGAAGAUUCGAAGCCCACUGCUCAACAAUGGCACUCAGCACAUAGAAAAUCCUUCCAAGAAACUCGUUUAAGACAACCCCAUCAAGAGAUUGACAGAGAAAUGGAAGAGAAUAUAAAGAUCGUGGAGAUGGAUUUAGGGGGCAGCAUAAAGAAUCGCAAUAGCUACAGCCAUUACGCGUAUUCGAAUCAAGAAAGCUACCGUCUUUCGCCGACGCCAUCGGCGAUGGUGGAUAUAAGCCCGAGAACUUUCAGUGGCCAUUACGAUGAUUACGCCGUCGGAACAGCUCAGAAUAGUCCCCAGUGCUUCUCAGCCAGGGCGAAAACCGAUUUAAAUCGACUCCCAUUUGAAUUCCCCCGAUCAGAAUACGGAGAAUCAUUGUCUUAUGAGUACCAAUUGUUCCCAAAUUACAUGGCGAACACGGAGUCAUCGAAGGCGAAAGUGCGGUCACAAAGCGCGCCAAAAGCCCGGCCGGAGUCGCUCGAGAGGCAGCCAAGCCGACGGAGAGUAUCAGUAGAGGGGAGGAACAUUCCAAGAGCGGUGAAAAUGCAACGCUCGUCGUCGCAUUUGGGCAGUGCAACACAUGGCACCGGUUACCCUCCAUGGCCGAUCAAGCUCGACCGGUCGACCGUGUCGCUCAAGGACAGCGAAUGUGGUUCAACAUGCUCGAUCGUUACAAAUUCGAACUACUGUCGAUCAAUGGCAGCACAGGAAGGUUAUGGAAACAGAUACUAACAAAGAAGAUGCUGAAACAAAAAGGAGUUACCUCUCCAAUUUCUGACCCUUUUCUUUUCCUUUUUGUUUGAGUUUUUUCCUGUUAGAUGACAAUAAACAUCUUAUCAAAUAUGUUCGUUUAAGUUC